AUCAGUUACACCUCGGCCGAAAAAAAAAAUAGUAGAAAUUAAAAAAAAAACAAAAUAAAAGCCCUCAAACACUCAUGAAUUUAUAGAAUUUUGUCAACUUAGUCAAUAAUAACCGUUGGACUUAAAACCGAAUGUAGCAUAGUAUGCGAUCCAGAUUCAUAAAUGAAACUUACUUAAUUUGGCCCUUGCACACACUCAUCAAGUAGAGUUGACUUUCCCAGUUGUUGUAGCUUAUAUAAGCUCUAAAGUCCCGCCUUCCCAGUUUCACACUAACAGACAAAUUCUCUCUUCUCAUUAUAUCCUGUGCCCAAUUUCUGGUAAAUAAAUAAAUUGUCUCUUCUCAUUAAUGCAUAAAUCAUUGUUAUUAUUUUGGAUAGAUUGAAAAUGAGUGGGAAGCGAAUAGGAGAGGAGUCAGAUAUGGUGAGUGGGAAGCGAAUAGGAGAGGAGUCAGAUAUGGUGAGUGGGUAUGUCCACAAGGUUGGGGUGCCGCCAAAGCAGAGCCUUUUGAAGGAAUUGAAGUUCACUUUGAAAGAGACUUUCUUUCACGAUGACCCCUUGCGACCUUUCAGGGACAAGUCAGUUCCGAAAAAGGCGUGGCUCGGGAUUCAAGCCCUUUUCCCAAUCCUCGACUGGGGAAGACACUACAAAUUCCACAUGUUUAAGGGCGAUCUCAUAGCCGGCCUCACCAUUGCAAGCCUAUGCAUCCCUCAGGAUAUUGGUUAUUCAAAACUGGCUAAUUUGGAUCCGCAAUUCGAUAGUAGUUUUGUGCCACCCUUGAUAUAUGCCAUAAUGGGUAGCUCGAGGGAUAUAGCAAUCGGUCCAGUGGCUGUGGUGUCCCUAUUGCUCGGGAGCAUGCUGCAAAACCAGAUCGACCCCAAACACAAGCACGAGUACCAACGGCUUGCUUUCACGGCUACAUUUUUCGCUGGCAUUACUCAGUUUGCACUCGGUUUCUUCAGGCUUGGUUUCUUGAUCGACUUUCUCUCUCAUGCUGCCAUUGUUGGGUUCAUGGCUGGGGCAGCCAUUACCAUAAGCCUCCAGCAGCUCAAAGGCUUUCUCGGCAUAAAAACCUCUAAAUUCACCAAGAAAACCGAUAUAGUCUCUGUUAUGCGGUCUGUGUGGACUACCGCGCAUCAUGGGGUAACAAAUAGUUACGGUCUCGGCUGGAACUGGGAGACUAUUGUGAUAGGAGGCUCAUUCUUGGCUUUCUUGCUUUUUGCCAAAUACAUUGGGAAAAAGAACCGGAAGUUGUUUUGGUUUCCGGCAAUAGCUCCUCUGCUUUCCAUAAUCAUUUCGACAUUCUUCGUCUUCAUCACUCAUGCAGAGAAGAAAGGAGUUCAAAUUGUGAACCAUAUUGAAAGAGGCAUUAACCCUUCAUCUCUGCAUGAAAUUCACUUCACCGGCUCUUAUGUCGGCACCGGAUUCAGAAUUGGUGUCGUGGCAGGCAUUAUUGCGCUUACGGAAGCUGUAGCAAUCGGCCGAACUUUUGCUGCCAUGAAAGACUAUCACUUGGAUGGGAACAAAGAAAUGGUAGCACUCGGGACAAUGAACGUCGUGGGCUCUAUGACGUCAUGUUAUGUCGCUACAGGAUCUUUUUCACGGUCAGCCGUGAACUACAUGGCCGGGUGCAAUACGGCCGUCUCAAACAUCGUGAUGUCAUUUGUCGUCUUUCUAACUUUGGAAUUCAUCACACCACUUUUCAAGUACACACCGAAUGCCAUUCUUGCUUCCAUCAUUAUAUCGGCUGUUGUUGGGUUGUUCGAUUAUGAAGCCAUAAUUCUCAUAUGGAAGAUUGACAAGUUCGACUUUGUGGCGUGCAUGGGCGCCUUCUUUGGGGUCGUUUUCAUCUCUGUCGAGAUCGGCCUUCUUGUCGCGGUUGCUAUAUCUUUUGCCAAGAUUCUUCUUCAAGUGACUAGGCCACGAACUGCAGUGCUCGGGAAAAUCCCGAGGACUACGGUUUAUAGGAACAUACAGCAAUAUCCUGAGGCAACCAAAGUUCCGGGUGUUGUGAUUGUUCGGGUUGAUUCGGCUAUAUAUUUUUCAAAUUCCAAUUACAUUAGGGAAAGGAUACUGAGAUUGAUGGCUGAUGAAGAGGAACAACUUAAAGAGAAUAAUCUACCAAGAAUCCAGUAUUUGAUAGUCGAAAUGUCACCCGUGACGGAUAUAGAUACCAGCGGCAUUCAUGCAUUGGAAGAUCUACACAAGACUCUACAAAAGAGGGAUGUACAGCUUGUUUUAGCGAACCCAGGGCAAGCUGUGCUGGACAAGCUUCACACAUCCACCUUCACCAUCACAGUUGGAUACGACAAAAUAUUUCUCACUGUUGGAGAUGCUGUCAUGACAUUGGCUCCAAAGAUGGAGCCUUGAUAUCUCACUUUUUCCCCAAAACAGUUUUCACAUAUUCCACGUGUGCUUCAUAUAUAUAUGUACAUUUCCUGCCUUCGUCUUUUUUUCCCUUUUUUUGGGUUCAGUUUGGUGAUGGGGGUUGUUUACGCUUUUAAUAAACGCAGAGAGUAAUGAUCUAAUUUGAUAGUUUGAAGUGUGAAAACUUGAAGAGGGGUUGUUUAAUCAAUGUGUUCAUCUGAUUGUGUGGAGCCAAGUCUCGUGUAAUUCUUUCGUUUUUCUUCAAACUCAAAAUAUCGCCGUCGUAAGUUCUUAGCUCAAAAUAUUCAGCUCGAAAGGUUUACAUACAUGCUGUAUCUGUAUAUACUCAAAAUAUCGCCAUUGUAAGUUCUUAGAGUGACUCCUGCAG
Striga asiatica is the source of this 2752-nucleotide messenger RNA. The record is from the annotation of a GenBank genome assembly. NCBI's taxonomy places the organism in Eukaryota, Viridiplantae, Streptophyta, Magnoliopsida, Lamiales, Orobanchaceae.